Messenger RNA from Fonsecaea pedrosoi CBS 271.37, 1758 nucleotides. RefSeq lists its product as uncharacterized. Gene Ontology annotation, molecular function: medium-chain fatty acid-CoA ligase activity. The transcript has 4 exons. Gene Ontology annotation, biological process: fatty acid metabolic process. Bases 1 to 1758 code for a protein of 585 amino acids. Lineage: Eukaryota; Fungi; Ascomycota; Eurotiomycetes; Chaetothyriales; Herpotrichiellaceae. The record is from RefSeq and is a predicted model, not a curated record.
AUGCAUAUUCCAGACCGUGCCGACUUUGUGCCUCCGCACCAGGGCCGGAAUGUCUUUCCCAACUGUCCUUUUUUCGGCAGAUUGCUGCGGUUGGCCCACGAUGCGCCUGCGAAGACCAUCAUUGCCGAUGUCAACCUCGACGUCGAAAAGUCUCGCAUCCAGCUGCUAACUGACGUUCUGGAGAUGCGAAACGACCUGCUAGAACGCCUGGGCAAGACAGCGAGAGAUGACCUGGUACGAGGCAGCCGACCCAUUUUCAUCGCCGUGCUGGCUGCUGGAGGCUAUGAGUACACCGUGGGAGUUCUCGGCGUUCUCGCAUUAGGAGCCGUCGUAGUGCCCAUCAGUCCACAAGCACCUCUAGAAGAGGCAUCUUACUUUAUAGAAAAGGCCCAGUGCGUGGCAGUCCUGACCGCCUCAAACCUGGACAGCCAGGGAACCGCCUUGGAAAAGACCGUCAGGAGCCAGCGCAAGAAGGCCGAUUUUUCCAAGAUCUUGAUCGCCCCCUCCCUCCGGCAUUGGAGCCAUCGACCAUCCGAUAUCUCAAUCUCCUCCGACAGAUAUCUAGACGACAACGCCCCGGCGUUCGUGAUCUUUACGUCCGGGACAACGGGGAAACCCAAGGGGGCGGUACACCGACGAGCGAUGACCCACGAAGUCGCGCGCUCCGUAGCCGACCACUACAAGGUGACAGAGGACGACCGUAUCCUGCACCUCAUGCCCGUACACCAUGCCACGGGAGCAUAUUUGUCCUUCUACCCGUUCCUGAUUCGUGGCGCCUGCAUCGAAUUCCGCAGCGGGCCGUUCAGCGCCGAGUGGACGUGGGAGCGGUGGAGGAAGGGUGGCAUUAGCUUCUUCACGGGCGUGCCCACCAUGUACGUCCGGAUGAUGCGCCAGUUCCAGCAAGGCCAGGUGGGGUCUACAUCCAUCGACUCCGCUACGGCUGCUGCAGCGGCAAUGCAAAUACGUGGCAUGCUGUGCGGCACGUCCGCCCUGCCCCGACCGGUGGAGGAAUUUUGGGAGAACCUCAGGGGCGGCAAACGCAUCCUGACGCGCUACGGAAGUACCGAGUCUGGGGCUGUUUUCAAAAUGGCCCUGGAGCCUGGGAACACGCCUUCGGGCUCCGUGGGCACGUGUUCCCCUGGGGUGGAAGUGCGGUUCGCAGACGGUGGUGACGAAGGCGAAAUCCUGAUCAAGAGCCCGAGCAUGUUUACGGGAUACCUCUCCGACGAGCAAGCCACGCGGGACGCGCACGACUCGGAUGGUUUCUACAAGACGGGCGACAUCGGGCGGCGCGAGGGAGAGUACUACUUCAUCCUGGGGCGUGCGUCGGUCGACAUCCUCAAGUGCGGCGGCUACAAGAUCUCGGCGCUGGACAUUGAGCGCGAGUGCCUGGGCCUGCCGUACAUCAACGAGGUCAUGGUCGUGGGGGUCGACGACGCCGAAUGGGGCCAGCGCGUCGCCGCCGCGGUGACCUUGCGCGACGACCAGACGACAUACUCGUACCGUCCCACCGGCAGCGGCACGGCCCUCACACUCGCGCAACUGCGCAAAGACCUCGGCGACAAACUGGCGCGGUACAAGCUCCCGACGAUCCUGCGCGUCAUCGAGGGCGAACUGCCCAAGAACGCCACGGGCAAGGUAUCCAAGAAGGUGUCGGGCCCCGCGCUCUUCCCGGCCAACUAUGCAGAGAUUCCCGAGGUGCAGGUGUGGAAUACGUCGUCCUCGAGGAGAGACACGACGGGGAUGGCGAGGCUGUGA